Messenger RNA from Colletotrichum orchidophilum, 1836 nucleotides. RefSeq names its product dihydropteroate synthase. Gene Ontology annotation, biological process: tetrahydrofolate biosynthetic process. Gene Ontology annotation, cellular component: mitochondrial envelope. The annotation marks the transcript as partial. The record is from RefSeq and is a predicted model, not a curated record. The transcript is spliced from 3 exons. NCBI's taxonomy places the organism in Eukaryota, Fungi, Ascomycota, Sordariomycetes, Glomerellales, Glomerellaceae. Gene Ontology annotation, molecular function: dihydropteroate synthase activity; 2-amino-4-hydroxy-6-hydroxymethyldihydropteridine diphosphokinase activity.
UCUCUCCUUAGUGACCCUCAACACACAAAGACACACCAACCCAUUGGAUACCUUGCUGGACUGUGGGCUUUUGCCGUCGACUUUCUCCCUCCCGUCGUGAUGAAACCCCUAAACCCCCUCCGUCACCAGCCCUCCCUCCUUUCACGAGCUUGCGCCCUAGCACGGAGCAACAAUGCGCGUCGCCAGCCCCUAACGCCGCGACUUGUCUGGUUCCAGGCCACGACGGCAUCGGCACCAUCCUGCAUAGCCUCCUCCUCGCGCACGUUCUGCACUUCUUCGUCGCUAGGUAGUCCCUCCACCCACCAUUGUGCCACCGCACUCACCCACUCCCGCUCUCGGCCAGCAACAACCAUGCCCUCCCGCCGGACUCCGUCGCCGGUCCUGUCCGCCUCCGCCACCGGCACCGCCCAGACCCGGUCGGCGUGUGGAUGCGCCUGCAGCGGCGGCGGUGGAUGCGGCAGCGGCGCUGCAAAACUCAAGGGUCCGAGCACGGCCUACAUUGCACUCGGCAGCAACCUCGGCGACCGCGUUGCCUGGAUUGAGCAGGCCUGCGCCGAGAUGGAUCGCCGCGGCAUCAAGGUGAAGCGCACCAGCAGCUUGUGGGAGACGGAGCCCAUGUAUGUGUUAGAUCAGGAUAGGUUCGUUAAUGGAGUCUGUGAGGUCGAGACUGAACUCGAACCAUUGGCUCUUCUUGACCAACUCCAGGAUAUUGAGCUCACUCUAGGUCGUAAGAAGUUGAUUGACAAGGGUCCCCGCAACAUCGACCUCGAUAUUCUCAUGUAUGGUGACGAGAAGAUUGAACAUCCUCGUCUCAACGUUCCUCAUAUCGGUAUCCCUGAGAGAGAAUUUGUCUUGCGACCUUUGGCUGAACUCAUUCCCGAAAAGCCUCUCUACGCAUCCAACCCCUGGAAACUCACUUUGGACUACCUCAACGAGCUUCCCCCGUCAGCGGCGCCUCUCUCUUCGCUAACCCCCAUUUCUGCGUCUCACUUGCCCCUCGCCGCCCUCACAUCCAAUCGCCAAACCCACGUCAUGGCCAUUGUGAACGCCACUCCAGACUCUUUCUCUGACGGCGGCGUCCACAACCCCCAAAACCUCGUCUCGACCCUAAAGUCCUUCGCCGCGGCCGGCGUGACCAUCGUUGACGUCGGCGGCUGCUCCACCGCGCCCGGUCGUCCCGAGGUCCCCGCCGACGAGGAAGUCGCCCGUGUCCUCCCCGUCAUCAAGCUCGUCCGCGGCCUACCAGAGCUCGCCCACCUCGCCGUCAGCAUCGACACGUACCGCGCCUCCGUCGCCGAGGCAGCCGUCGCCGCCGGCGCCGACAUCAUCAACGACGUCUCGGCAGGCCAGCUCGACCCGGCCAUGAUCCCCUACAUGGCCCGCAGCAACCGCACCGUCUGCCUCAUGCACAUGCGCGGUACCCCGGCGACAAUGAACUCCAUGACGGACUAUCCCGACGGUCUGAUCCCCACCAUCGCCCGCGAGCUCCUCGAGCGCGUCGCCGAAGCGGAGGCGGCGGGCGUGCGCCGUUGGCGCAUCAUCCUCGACCCAGGGCUGGGCUUUGCCAAGACCGGCGCCCAGAACCUAGAGAUCCUGCGCCACAUGGACGAGCUGCGUUCCUGGCCAGGUCUAGAAGGCUUUCCCUGGCUGAUUGGCUCCAGCAGGAAGAGCUUUGUCGGCAAGGUCACUGGCGUGUCCAAGCCUCAGGAGCGUAUAUGGGGCACGGCGGCCACGGUCGUCUCUGCUGUCCAGGGAGGCGCGGACAUUGUCAGAGUUCACGAUGCCGUCGAGAUGUGCCAGAUUGUCAAGAUGGCGGAUGCAAUCUACAGACACUGA